Molecule: messenger RNA, 543 nt
Organism: Zymoseptoria tritici IPO323
Lineage: Eukaryota; Fungi; Ascomycota; Dothideomycetes; Mycosphaerellales; Mycosphaerellaceae
Exons: 2
Coding region: 1-543 (180 amino acids)
Source: RefSeq, a predicted model, not a curated record
AUGCUUCUCGUUCUACUUGUGCUACUUGCACUGCUCGGGCUGGGGUUCACAGUCUUCUGCUACGAACGCUCAAGGCGAGCACCAGCUAUCAAUGACUUGAGUGAGUCGCCCAGUGACUCACUCCAGGCGUACCAAGACGACCCACCUCCAUUCUUCCCGGAUGCGAACGAGCAGACAACGGAGGUCAUCCGGUGUGAAGAGCUGCCAGAAACAUCAUUAUCGGAAUCGAGUCUGCCACGCGACAGGAUGCACUCGCAACAGUUUGAGCUCGGCUCCCCCGUCUCCACGAGCAGCGAGGAAGAAUCUGUUGUGCACUUCACCGGACUAGACGAUCCAUUCUCGGACACGGCAUUCAUCUCCAGUCUGGGGCGGAGCACAAGUAGCUUGAGGGAGCAAGACUUGGGAGAGCUGGAAGAUGCGCGAGCACAAUUCAUCAUGACGGAGCUGCGUGCUACCAGGAGCACAGGCGAUUCACCACAGAGUCUUGAGGCCGCGCGGCAAAUUCCCAACGUUGAGGACAGCGAUAUGUUCACGGAGUCGUGA